Molecule: messenger RNA, 2589 nt
Organism: Kwoniella botswanensis
Lineage: Eukaryota; Fungi; Basidiomycota; Tremellomycetes; Tremellales; Cryptococcaceae
Exons: 4
Coding region: 1-2589 (862 amino acids)
Biological process (GO): circadian rhythm; response to blue light
Cellular component (GO): cytosol; nucleus; SCF ubiquitin ligase complex
Molecular function (GO): protein binding
Source: RefSeq, a predicted model, not a curated record
AUGACCACUAAGUCAACUAUGAUGCCAAAGGCGUACGCUAUCGCACUAGCUUCCAUACCUGGAAUAUGGGCCAUCACACCAAGUGCAAGAUGGGGACAUCAAGCUGUUUACGUGAAAUCAAAACAGGCCAUGUACGUGGUGGGAGGUGAAGUGCCGACUUCAGGCAGUCAAAUCACCAAUGAAGUUUUGGUUUUGAAUCUAAACUCAUCCAGCCCUACCUUCUCCACUGGAUCCUCAGAGGGUCUCCCGCCCCAUGCCUUCGGAUCAAUGAUCGUAACAGCCGACGGUUCCUCGCUAGUCGUGACUGGUGGAAUUACCUCGUCAUGCGAUAAUGACGGAACAACCCAUACACUAAGUUUGAAUGAUGAUGGGGGGUGGGUGACAGCUUCACCCAAAAGUUUCAUCAGGCGGAGAGGAGCAGGAGCGGCAUAUGUCAAGGAUUCAAGUGGGAAUGAAGAUGUCAUGGUUGUUGGAGGUAUCGCAGAUUCUUACGUCUGUUCCUCUUCGAGCUACUCAUACCCCGCAUCCGACGUGCUGUCCCUCCCUCUGGGCUCCUCCUCACUCAUCUCAUCUCGAAGUCUCCCUUCGUCCCUCACCGGAUCCGAUCUGGCUGUAUCAGAUUUCGCACUCACCGCCAGUGCCGAUGGAGAUAAGAUCUAUCUGACGGGUGGUCAGACCUCCUCAGGAGAAUUCGUAGAUAUGACUACAAUCGGUAUAUGGGAUUCAACAAAUGGAUGGAAAUCUCAAGUAACCAGUGGUGAUGUACCCUCAGGAAGGGUUGGAGCUAGUUUGGUCGCCCAUCCUAAUCUCGACAUCCUGAUCCUUCAUGGAGGUUCGACUGAUUCUUCAGGCACUUCAUCCAAUCUCCUUUCUCUUCUCAAUACGACCAGCUGGCAGUGGUCCACCCCAUCCGACCUCCAACCAUCCUCAUCAUCCGCAUCUUCCUACCAUUCCUCAAUCAUCACAGAUCAGGGAGUGAUGAUCACUGCUUUCGGUCUCGCAUCGAGUGGAUCUCCUAGCUCUGAUGUCUACUAUUUAGAUAUGAGAGAUCCUACCGGUCCUAGCGGGUGGUCAUGGAAAGACACCUGGAGUUCGGAAAUGCUUCAGGCCUAUUCAGGCUCAAGCUCAACUUCCAAUGUUACUACUACCACUGGAGGAGGGGUAACAGCUGCGAAAGAUAAUGAUGGAGGGAUGUCAUCUAAGAAAAUAGCUUCUAUCACUGUACCCAUCUUAGUCAUCGCUCUACUCCUUUCUCCAAUUAUCAUCUACCUUAUUAGAAGACGAAUGAGGUUGAUCAAGAAACGAAGGAUGGCCAGACAUUUCUCUUUCUCCUCUCAAGAAGACGAAGGGUUCUUUAAUGGUCCAAGUAAUGGUUUAUUCUCGAGAUUCCUAUCUAGAAAGAACGAGGCAAGGGAUAUGAAUGAAAGACAGGGAAAUUAUCUAUCUAGAAUGGUCACGAGAUUAUCAUCAAGAUCGAAUUCCGAAGAAGAUCACGAUGAUAUACCUUACGUGCCGCCUAGAGAGAUGGUAGCAGUUACAAACUCUAGAUCAGUCACCUUCAAAGAUUCACCUGAAAUCGCGAAAGACAGACAGAUGAAUUGGGAAGAAAUCGAUUUUGGCCUCGGUAAACUCGACGAGUCGAGACAUGUUUCUUCUUCCUUUAACCAACCAAAUAAUGGUACUUCAUCUGCAGAUGUCCAAUCUCCUUUCGGUGAUCAUGCUGCUGCCCCUGUCUCAUUCCCUGUUCCUCAACCUCAAUCUCAAGGAUACACCAAUGAAAUGCUUUACAGCGACGAAGCUAUUUCGCCUCCUUCCGUCGGUCGUCUUAACGAACCUAACACCUUAUCUGUCAACUACCCAGCUAUGGUUCCUACCUCAGCUUCAGCCGUCGGAGGUUCCGUCCCUAUUAGCGGUAAUGGACAAAGCUGGGACAGUCUAGCUAAGGAAUUAGAAACCAAACCUGCUUUCCGAUCUAUCUCACCUACCGCUCAACUUCGAUCUCACGCCCAUCCUGCUCCUGCCUCUUCAGGUCCCAAUGUGGGUGUCGUAGCUCCGGGUGAUAUUUAUGGUGGAUUGAGAAGUGAAUCUCCUAGACCUACUUCUCCUGCACCUUCUAUCCCACCUUUAGACUUCCAAACUCAAUCUGAACCUCGACGACCAGCCUCUGUACUAUCCAAUCGAUCAAACGUCUCUGAAAAUGGUACGAUCAGACUUGUCAACCCCAAUUCUCCUUCUCAACGAAGACCCGAAUUCUUGCCUUUCCAUCAAACCCCUCACGGCAAUAGAUCAGUCUCUCAACCUAUCAGACACCUUGCCGGAUCAACUCCUUUGAACAGAAGAGGAUCAUCCAAUAGUGAUACUUCCCCUUUGUCAAGUGGACAAACUACUACACCUAAAAAUAGGAAUAUCUCAUUGAGUUAUACUCCCGGUAUGAGAACUGCUUCCAACCCCAUUUCGUCAAUUGGGUUGGGUAGUCCCGCUGGGAAUGGCAGCCCAGUCAAUGUAGAGAGACGAUCGAGUUUGUUGAGAGUUGUUAAUGUUACUGAAGAUGGAGAAGGACAAGGACAAGGUGCUGGAAAUGCUCUCUAG